Molecule: messenger RNA, 5366 nt
Organism: Anarrhichthys ocellatus (wolf-eel)
Lineage: Eukaryota; Metazoa; Chordata; Actinopteri; Perciformes; Anarhichadidae
Product: ras-associating and dilute domain-containing protein-like
Exons: 16
Coding region: 418-3897 (1159 amino acids)
Biological process (GO): regulation of GTPase activity; angiogenesis; negative regulation of Rho protein signal transduction
Cellular component (GO): cell-cell junction
Molecular function (GO): GTPase binding
Source: RefSeq, a predicted model, not a curated record
CUCACCGGCGGACAGUCAACGGACCUCACGGUUAUUACUAUUAUGGACCCGGGCUGUUUGUCGGCUCGUUUUCCAGCUGAAGCGAACGAACAGUGAGUGGAAACGUCUCUGCUUCUUCUUCUGCUGCUGAAUGAUCAUCUCAGUUUGGACUUUAUCCUCAAGAAAACCGUUUUGUUUUUUCGGAAGUUUGGACCAACUGACGCUCUUUUGAUUUCUUCGAACGUGUGUGGGAAUAAAUAACUGUCAUAACUUCAGUUUAAUGGAUACAGACACACUGUUGGAGUAUUUACACACCUGUUUGUGAUUUUUGAGGGUCUUUUUUUUGGAGGUGGACUAUUAGAAGAAUGCUUUAUUUAUAUUCUGGUCAUUUUGACUCUAUCAGUAGUUCUGUCGUGUUUACGUGAAUAUAAAACCAUAAUGAUUUCGGAGGAGAGAAGCAGCCACGUAAAUAAACAAGCCCUAAACUUCCCAGUGGGUUUACUGAUCCGCUCUCCGAAGAAGAGUCUGGCCAAGCUGGGGAGGAAACCCAGCAAUGGAUCUGUGCAGUCCAAUAACUCGGACAUCACCGUCCGCUCCACGGAGAGCGUUGGCGUCCGGCAGCCGGCCAAGAGCAAAAUACGCCGCCACAACAACAGGCUUUCAACUGUUUUCAACCACAGCCCCAACAGUGGGCGCCGCGGCCAGGCGCCGGGCAGCGGGACCACGGCCGGUGACCUGCAGGCUGCAGACGACCCGUCGGAGCUGUCCAGUCAAAUGUCUGUGCCUGGCAUCCUGAAGAUCUUUGGCUGCGACAUCUGUCAGGGGACCAACUACAAGAGUGUUCUGGCCACCACACAGUCCAGUGCAAAGGAGCUGGUGAAGGAGGCCUUGGAGAGGUACUGCCUGGAAAAAGAAGACGCCAACAACUACGUGCUCUGCGAUGUGAUCGGCCAGACGGGCGCAGACAACCAGUGGAAGAGGGAGUGUUUCCGGGUGGUGGGAGACAACGAGAAGCCCCUCAUGCUGCAGUCACUUUGGAAACCCAAGGAAGGCUUCUCCAGGCGCUUCGAAAUCCAGCUGAGAGCGAGCGUUGAAGAGCAGAGUUUAAAGGACAGAGACACCGUCACAGCAGGCAUCAACGCUCAGGCUCGUAAGCUGCAGAAGAGCCGCUCCAGAGUGACCUCGCUGUUCGUGGACGGCAGCGGCGAGGAUGUGGACGGACUCGGGAUCUGGAGGAGUCUGAGCGAGAUGGAUCUGUCCACGAUGGGGAAGGAGGCCAGCCGAGUCCAACAUAGCGCGCUCAGAGAGGAUCCAGAGGCCGAGGCCGACAAGGAGGUGCUGCGUCUCGGCAUGGAGAAGGAGGAGACGGAGAGCAGCGACGACAACACCACCCAGUACUCCAUUCACCCACCAUUCGACUUCCCGUACUUCCUCCUGCUGCAGGGCUACAGCCACCGACAGGAUUUUGUCAUCUACCUGAUGAGUGGAACCACCACCAUCUUUGGCUGCUGCAGGGAGCACUGUAACGGAGAAGAUGAGGAGAGGUUAAAGGUGGACAUCCUCCUCUUUGCUCCCGACGUGUUGCCUCAGCACUGCUGUAUCAGACGCCUGGACUCGAACAUCCCAACCUCCACAGGGGAGCACAGAAAGACUUUGACGAUGCUGAAGCCUCUCCAUGGGGCCCCUGUGACCAGAAAUGGUUUCCUCCUGAAAGAGGAAGUGGAACUGAACCCGGGUGACCUGGUUAGCUUGGGGAAACACUACUUGUUCAUGUUUAAGGAUCCUACCAGCACAUCAGGGUCCCUGCAGACUCCUCUGUGGAUGAACACGCUCUGCCCGAACUCUGAUGCAAAGACAUCCUCCUCUUGUUUAUCAUGUGGCUCCUCCAUCGCCAUGAAAAGGCUCCGGAGGAAGCCUUCACCGCCUCGUUGGAGGGACCUGGAAGGCACGGAGGCUUUGGUGAGCUAUGAGCUGGAGCAGGAGGAGCGAGUCCUGCAGGAGGUUUUGGAUAUGUUGGACCCCAGCGGGGAAGAACCAAAGCUGACGCCGGCGUUCCUGCUGAGCCUCUGCAUCCAGCACUCGGCCGCCACGUUCGAGCUGACGCACUUCAGACAGCUGCUGCUCCGGAUAGCCGUACAGAUCCAGCUCGUUAUGUGGGAGAAGACAAAGGAACUUGCAGCCAUCCAGCCAGAAACUGAUGGGCAGCCCGAGCGUCUUCAGCUGCUCAGCAUGGAGGAGCUGAUCCCAGGUCUGCAGCCUCUGGUCCUGUGGAUGGCCAACUCCAUUGAACUGCUGCACUUCGUCCAGCAUGAAGUCCCUCAGCUGCUGCCCUGGAGGCAGGACCAGAAGGACAAAGGUCUGUUGGACUCUGAGAUGUCCUCCACUCAUACAGCUUGUGAGGAAGCCAUGACAGUCCUGGAAGAAGUCAUCAUGUUCACCUUCCAGCAGUCUGUCUACUAUCUAACAAAGAGUAUGUACUCGGCUCUGCCCGGUCUGCUGGACGGGAACCCGUUCUCAGAGAGCGGUCAGCUGCGAGUGCCUGACGAACUCGGCGGCAUCCUGGAGGUUCUGAAGGAGGCGCUGAAGCUUCUCACAGCCUUCCAGGUCCAUCCGGACAUCUCGUUACAGCUCUGUGCCUACCUGCUGUUCUUCAUCAACGCAUCGCUGUUCAACGCCCUCAUGGAGAGAGGCUCUGUCGCUGGGUUCUACCAGUGGUCUCGAGGUGUUCAGAUCCGGGCCAACCUGGACCUGCUGAUGGACUGGAUCCAGAGCAUCAGUCUGGGCGAUCUGGCCAACGAGUACCUCCAGAAGCUCUCUGCUGCUGUCAAUCUGCUGGCCACACCCAAAGAAACCCUCCUGCAGGCGUCCUGGGCUUCUCUCAGGACUGAGUUCUCUGCCCUGAAUGCUGCUCAGCUUCACCACAUCCUGAGAGAGUACAGCUCUGGUAAAUCCAGUCCCACCGGCUGGACCCCGUCACCGGACGAUGCAGAGGACGCUGUCAGGACGGCCGACAUCCUGGAGAGCUUCGACAGCCACCCGCCGCUCAUCCUGCCCGACAGCACCUUUCACCUGGAGCUGGGUAAACCCGUUGUGGAGCCCGCUCUGUUCCAACAGCUCACUCAUCUGCAGGAGUUCAUAUGCCGACUCCCCCGCAGUGAAACCCAAGCCGAGCCCGAUGUGGAGGAACAGACUCUCAACGGGACGACCGCAGACAGCCAGGCUACGACCAGAGCCUUCCAGAAUCCGGCCCAUCAGGUGGUCCCCGACCCGGUUACCUGCCCCGAUGCAGACCUGGACCGUACCUCCCCUGCAGAGCCGCCUCAGGCCAGAGGAUCUCAUGGUGACCUGAGCAGCUGUGAGGCGGUCCUGACCCAGAAGCUGAAGAGCCUGGAGCUGCAGAACACCCUCCCGGGACAUGUCGACAUGGGCUACCACAAGAGCCUGGCACUGGACCCGUCCUGCCUGCUGACGCCACCCAACACCCCGCAGGGUAUGGAGCUGGAUGAGCUGGAGGCCAAUCUGCAGGAGGGCGCCCGUCAGCAAAAGAAAGCCAGUGGAUGUGCUGACAGGAAGACGGUGAGUGUAGAAGAAGAAGAAGAAGACAGAGAGGAAGUGUUCCCGGUGGAGCUUCACAGAGGACCUCGCGGCCUCGGCCUGGCUCUUGUGGACGGGAAGAAAACUCAGCUGAGAAUGAGCGGCAUUUUUGUGAAGUCCGUUGUUCCCGACUCUCCUGCCGCUCAGUGUCACAAACUGAGAACGGGCGAUCGCAUCCUGGCCGUUAACGGCGUCAGCGUGGUCGGAAUGGAGUAUAACAUCGGUAGAGAACUGAUCCGAUCGUCAGGAGACUCUCUCAGACUGCUGGUGGCCAAAAUCGACUCAAAGACGAGCAGCACGAGCUCGGCUACGACUAAAUGCUGAAGGACGAGCUGUGUGUGGACGAUCAUGUGCAAUUGGGGAAUACUUGCAGGACGUUUGUUUCACACUUCCUGCUUCUCAUUUCACACUGUGUUGUGAAAUAGAGCUGGUUUGUGUGCGUUGAGACAAUCGACCCAAAGCAGCCGGAAUGACUCGAGACUUGAGGGCACGGUCAAGUUUUUAAAAGCUCGUUUUGCUGCCUCAGCGUCUUUCUGGCCUAUAAACAAACUCUGCAUCGGGGCUCGACUCCACACUCGUAAACCAGUGAGGGUUUGGCAGAGAGGAGAGCGGCUGCUUGUGGCAAUUUGUAGUUGUUAAACAUCUAUUUGAAUGUCGUGAGUUCACAGUAUUCAGUCCGACGAGGUUCAUGUCUGGCAACAACUGCAAUUAUUCAUUUUUACAAUACGGCUGUUUUAUAAACUCAUAUUCCUUUGAUCUGUCACUGGGCAUCAAGCAUUCGGACAAAUAUAUUUGUUAAUAUUCUGUCUUUUUCAGAAAAUCCCCAAAACCAAAGAAAGACCACACUGGGAUCAGGCAGAAUUAUCUCAAGUUACUGGGAGAUUUUAUUUUCUUAUUUUAUAGAAAAACAAGUCAGACAAUAUCAUUUUUCUUUCUUUGCAUUUUAGCAGUUGGUCAUUUUCAACACACGUCGUUCCACUGAAGAUCAUAGGAACAACAGCUCAGGUAAUGGGUAACAAGAAUCUUUCUCUGCAAUUAUUUCAGCAUUUAAACAAACUGGAGGAUGAAAUGUUCCUCUUGAUAUCAGCUGUAAACUUUAUUUGUAUCAUAGUGGAUCAGAGUCACAGUGAUGAACCGACAGAGAAUUAUCUCCUCAACUUUAUUUAUUUUUAUACCUUAUAGCUUUAAUAGCUUACAACGUUACUGUUUUGAUUCACUCUCAACACUCGCAUGGCGUCGUUAAACUACACUACAUACCAGUUAGAGACGAGCUGGUGAACAUAGCGGAGCAUUUAGCAGAGAAAGAGACAGAGAUUUCACUCAGGAGGUGGUGGAGACCAAAAACAGAGCGAAAAGACAGAAUAUUGGACUUAAAUUCAUCAGGCAACACAAACACAAAUACUGAUAACGUUGUUCUGUAACUGUGAGAUGAGUUCAUUAGCAACUAUUUCUACGUCGUUUUGGAGAUAAACAGUAUUUUACAUUUUAAAAUGCACAGAAAGAAAAUGUUACUUUGUCUGCUUCAGUCAGUUGUUUGUAUGUUUUGGGAUCUUUUAGUGGAGCGACAUUCACAUCUACACACACAACAAUAUGUGCAGUAGUGAUUCUUCAAUAAAGGAAUAGUUCAACAUUUUGGGUAUUAUGUUUAUUCACUUUCUUGUUUGCAGUUAGGUGAGAAGAUUGGCGCCACACUCUCACGUCUGUCUAUUAGCUUAGCUUAGCAUAAAGACAGCGGGAAACAGCUUGCCCGGUUUUUCUCGUCUGUCUCCCCUUGUUUCCAAUGUUCAUGCUAA